AUGAGGAUCGGCGGCGGGAGUGUUCCGGCAACGGUGGUGACGGUGGCAGUGGCCGUGAAGAGCGCAGAAGGCAAAGGUAGUCAAAGAGCAGUACGGUGGGCGGUGGAGAAUUUGAUGCCAAAAGCUGAUCGUUUUGUUCUAGUUCAUAUCAUGCCCAGUAUCACUUCAAUCCCUACUCCAUCAGGAAGUAGCAUUCCGAUCAAGGAGCUGGACACAAGUGUGGUGGAAAUAUAUAUGCAAGAUAUGAAGGCAAAAUGUGAAGAAAUGUUAACACCAUUUAAGUUUUCAUAUAAGAUGCCAAAGAUGGAAAGUUUAUUGCUCGAAGGGGACAAUCCAGCAUUUGCGCUUCUCAGAUAUAUAUCUGACUCAAGGGUGACAAGUUUAGUGUUGGGAUCUUGCUCCUCUAAUUAUUUUACAAGGAAACAAAAGGACAUGGAGGUGCCAUCAAUUGUUCUCAAACAUGCUCCUGAUAGUUGCAACAUUUAUGUGAUCUCUAGAAAUAAGUUCAUUACAAAUUCACGAAAUCCUAUUUUAAGUACUGAGGGGGAAUAUGAUUCUCAUGCAAUUAGUAAACAACACUCUAGUCUCUCUUCUUCCUCCACAGAGUCCAAAGAUCUGAGCAGCCUCUCAGAUCUUAGCCACCUAAUUUCCCAGGCACACAUACUUGGGUACUCCUCUAUGUAUUACACUGCUGCUCAAGGAGGAACUCGUCAAAUAUUGGAUGAUAGUAUCCCAGAUAUCCAGGCAAUUAAGGGAUGUACUCCUUCAUCUUCUACAUACUCCGAGCAGGCUGAAAUCGAACAAUUGCGCCUGGAGUUGGACAAUACUAUCACCCUGUACGGUCAAGCUUUUGAAGGCCUUGUCCAUGCACAGAGCAAGGUUCACUUGCUUUCUUCGGAGUGGAAUGAAGAUGCAAGAAGAGUCAAUGCUGCACAGGAAAGAGAAGAAAGUUCAAGGAAAAUUGCCUCUGAAGAGAGAGAGAAGCAUUUGGAAGCUGAGGAGGAGGUUGUCAUAGCAAGAAAAUUGCUAGCUGAAGAGGCAUACAAAAGAGAGAUGGCAGAACUGAAAGCCAUGAAAGAGUCAUUGGAGAAGCAGAAAAUUGCUGAUGCACUUUUCUCAACUGACAGUAGGUAUAGAAGGUACACAAGAAAUGAGAUCGAGGUUGCAACUGAUUUCUUCUCCGAAGCUAGAAUGAUUGGUGAAGGAGCGUAUGGGAAAGUAUACAAAUGCAAACUUGAUCACACCCUGGUCGCUAUUAAAGUUCUUCGGCCUGAUGCAUGUAACAGGAAAGAGGAAUUUAUGAGAGAGAUUGAAGUUCUAAGCCAUUUCCACCAUCCUCACAUCGUUUUACUGCUUGGAGCCUGCCCAGAUAAUGGUUGCCUUGUUUAUGAGUAUAUGGAGAACGGAAGCUUGGAAGACCAUAUGUUUUGCAGAAACGGCCGACCUCCUCUUCCAUGGUUUGUCAGGUUCCGGGUAGCUUUUGAAAUAGCAUGUGGACUUGCAUUUCUACAUUACUCAAAGCCAGAGCCUAUUGUUCACCGGGAUCUAAAACCUGGAAAUAUAUUGCUAGACAAACAUUAUGUAAGCAAAAUUGGAGAUGUGGGCCUGGCAAAAAUGAUUUACGAUGCUGUGCCUGACAACAUUACAGAAUAUAGGGAAUCCAUUAUUGCCGGCACCUUAUAUUAUAUGGAUCCUGAGUAUCAAAGAACUGGAACUCUCCGGCCAAAAUCUGAUUUGUAUUCUUUUGGAAUACUAACUCUCCAGUUAUUGGCUGCUAGUCGUCCUGAUGGGCUUAUACUGAAAUUCGAAAAUGCUUUAAGCAGCGGUGCCUUAUCAGAUAUGCUCGAUACGUCAGUUACAGAUUGGCCAUUGGCUGAGGCAGAAGAAUUAGCAAAGAUUGCGUUGAGCUGCUGUAAACUUAGAUGCAGAGAACGGCCAGAUCUUGAAUCUGAAGUUUUGCCGGCUUUGAAUAGACUUGCUAAAUUUGCAGAUUCAAGUAUUCAGGCAUUGAAAGAACAAAUUCAUGCCCCUAGCCACUACUAUUGCCCGAUCCUUCAGGAAGUUAUGGACAACCCAUACAUAGCAGCAGAUGGUUUUACAUAUGAGCAUGAAGCAAUAAAGGCAUGGCUCGACCGGCAUAACAUAUCUCCAGUGACAAAGCAAAGACUACAACACAAGAUGCUAACUCCAAAUCACACGUUACGAUCUGCCAUUCACGGGUGGAGGACGACAUGA
Messenger RNA from Fraxinus pennsylvanica, 2235 nucleotides. NCBI's taxonomy places the organism in Eukaryota, Viridiplantae, Streptophyta, Magnoliopsida, Lamiales, Oleaceae. The record is from the annotation of a GenBank genome assembly.